Anisakis simplex (herring worm) is the source of this 270-nucleotide messenger RNA. Lineage: Eukaryota; Metazoa; Nematoda; Chromadorea; Rhabditida; Anisakidae. The record is from the annotation of a GenBank genome assembly.
AUGCGAAAGCUAAGUGUGGGUCGAUGUGCGAAUGUCGACUGCGGUAAAUUUGGUAAAUGCAUCGCAAACGGUUUAACGGUGGAGUGCCGAUGUGAUCCCAAUCAUUACGGUCAUCGAUGUGAACUCACCGUGAGAAUACCUGCAAUGGUUCGCGAAAAUGCCGUUUCGUCGGAAAUUAUAGACGGUGAACUUUUAGAAUUAUCAUCAAACUCAGUGGAGAGCGUUUGCAAACUGUCCGAAGACGACUUCAUUCCGUCCGGCUUCGCGUGG